This is a messenger RNA of Lucilia cuprina (Australian sheep blowfly), 1799 nucleotides long. Its product is annotated as methionine synthase reductase. The record is from RefSeq and is a predicted model, not a curated record. Gene Ontology annotation, biological process: homocysteine metabolic process. NCBI's taxonomy places the organism in Eukaryota, Metazoa, Arthropoda, Insecta, Diptera, Calliphoridae. Gene Ontology annotation, cellular component: cytosol. Gene Ontology annotation, molecular function: flavin adenine dinucleotide binding; [methionine synthase] reductase (NADPH) activity; FMN binding. The transcript is spliced from 3 exons. Bases 241 to 1614 code for a protein of 457 amino acids.
GAAAUAAUGCCAUUGUUUAAAUAUAAAUAAAAGGAUUAAUUUGAAAAGUAUACUUUCUCAUUAAAAUAAUAUUUUUAUUUUAAUAAUUAAUUGUGUUUAAUGUCUGUAAACAUUUUUCGGAUUAUAAUACAGCGAUUUUAAUUAAUUAUUGACAACACUCAUUGUCUGAGUCAGAAAUCGUACACGUUUUUUUGUAUGUAAAUAAAAAUCAAACAAUUAAAGAUAUUUGAACUCAAAACAAUGGUAGACACUAUUAAAUUGUCUGAUUUUAUAUUGGAUAAAUAUACGGAAGCCAAAGUUCCCGAACUAACAAUUGAUAUAAUAUAUGGGAGUGAAAUACAGCUAUUGGGAAGUCAAAAUGGGCAAGAGAAAUGCAAAGACUGUAUAUGGCCGUUUUCACGUUCUCCUUUAAAAAAUGUAGCUAUUAAACAUUCCCAAAUGUUAUUAGAAUCUGCCAAUAAUACCAUACAUACAAAGGAUAUUCGCGAGAUAAUACUGGAUAUAAACGAUUUAAAGGAAUUUGAAUGGCAACCAGGUGACACUAUUGCCAUAUUACCCACCAAUACAAAAGAGAGUUGCGAUGAAUUAUUGCAUCUUCUAAAUUUGGAAAACAAAGCCGACACGAUCUGUUCUGUUGAAAUUUCAAAAUUAUGUACGAAGAAAUCUGCUAAAGUUCCCACAUUUAUACCUAAAACAACAACGCCACGUGAAAUUUUAAGAGAUUGUCUGAAUUUAAAAACCAUAUUAAAAAAGACUUUCAUACGAAGUUUGGCCGAAUUUUGUACGGACACUGAAGAGAUCCAAUUUCUAAAAAGUCUGUCCUCAAAGGAAGGAACUGCAUUUUAUAAUACACUUGUAAUGGAAAAAGGUUUAACUUUAAGCGAUUUGCUCAAAUUUUGUCCUUCAUGUAAACCUCCAUUUAGUUUAAUUGUUGAGCAUUUGUCAAGACUUUUACCCAGGCCAUACUCUAUAGUAAACAGUCCAUUUAAAUCUAGGGAAGAAAUAAAAAUAAUUUUUUCCAUUCUAAAAACAAUACCAGGUGUUACAACGAAGAUGUUGGAAGAAAAGUGUACGAAUGAAUUUGCUUCAGUUUUGAUGUAUUUAAGAGAACCUAAUUAUUUUCGUUAUACCGAAGAAAAUUAUGAACAAAAUCAAAUUUUAAUAGCAAUUGGUACUGGACUGGCACCAUUUUUGGGUUUCCUGCAGCAUAAAGAACAUCUGAUGCUAAAAGAGAAUAAAACUAAUCCCGGUACAACUUGGCUUUUUGUAGGUGCAACCAGUGAGCAAGCCAUUUUACAGCGUGACCAAUUACUACAAUGGCAAUCGUAUAAUGUACUUAAUAAUUUGUCAGAAUCAUAUUCCCGUAUACCAACUGGUCGUUAUCAAUACGUACAAGAAUCUUUAGAAUCGAAUGCUCAGGAACUAGUAGAAUUACUAAUGAAACCAGAUACAAUUAUAUACUUAUGUGCUGAUGGUGGAGAAAUUUCUAAAUCUAUCGAAAAAUCAUUACAAAAUAUCUUGUCCAAACAGUUGACUAUAAGUGCGGAAGAAUCAAUAGCAAUGAUGAAAGAUUUUAAGGUGAAACGGAAAUACAGAGAAGAUAUAUGGUUGUAAGUUGAUAAUUUUUAUAAGGAAUUAAACUGUGAUAUCACAUGAAGUUCAUCUUUCAAAUUGUUUUAAUAUAUGUUUACCUUCCGGGUAUUUCGAUGCUUUUCUUUAUAUAUUAAGUGAAAAAUCGAGUGUAAUUGUUUAAUAAAACUUAAUACGAAAUAAAGAAAAAUUGCAAUAAAACAAAGAAC